AAAUAUAAACCUUCCCUUUUUUGCAGUGAAAAUGAUAUCACUCAGCAGUUCAGGCAGAAUACCUGGUGAGGAUCCUGAUCCUGCGAGGGAAGAAAGAUCUGGACGUGUAAGAGAGGUUGGAAAUCAGGCAGUUUGGUCUUUGUCUUCAUGCAAACCAGGUUUUGGAGUGGAGCAGCUGCGUGAUGAUUGCCUUGACACUUAUUGGCAGUCAGAUGGUCCCCAGCCUCAUUUGGUUAAUAUACAGUUUAGGAGAAAGACAACCAUUCAGGAUGUCUGGAUAUAUGCUGACUACAAAGCAGAUGAAAGUUAUACUCCAAGCAGAAUAUCAAUCAGAUGUGGCACACAUUUCAAUGAUCUCCAAGAAAUAGAAGUAGUGGAUCUUCAUGAACCAACUGGAUGGCUUUUAAUUCCAUUGAAGGACAUUCAUGAUCGACCAAUUCGAACAUACAUGGUACAAAUUGCAGUGCUGUCCAAUCAUCAGAAUGGAAGAGACACACACAUGCGUCAAAUUAAAAUCCACUCGCCUGUUGAGGACAAAGCUGUAGCGGUUGACUGCCUAGGAGCUUUUACUUCCCCCACAUUUAAAAGCUAUAGCUGUAUCAGGUAGUAGCAAGAUAGUUUAUGCACGGUUUUUGUAUACUUUUUAUACGGUUUUUGUAUACUAAUUAUAUUAUAGUUUGUGGUCAUAAAGCAUUGCUUUAUUUUUGUAUUUUUGAAGACAGUUGAGUUCAGUUAAGUAAUUGGUUAUAAUUUUUUGCAUUUAGUUAAGUAAUUAUUUAUAUUUUUGCAAUAUAGGUUUUGAUUGAUUGCCUUUAUAAUUUUAAUGCUACUAGAUAUGUUAUAUCUGACUUAUAAAUAAUUAAUUUGAAUGUGACAUGUAUUCUGUCGGAAGUAAAAAUAUAUUAAGGCAAUAAUU
This is a messenger RNA of Macrobrachium nipponense, 916 nucleotides long. Its product is annotated as anaphase-promoting complex subunit 10-like. Gene Ontology annotation, biological process: protein K11-linked ubiquitination; anaphase-promoting complex-dependent catabolic process. Gene Ontology annotation, cellular component: anaphase-promoting complex. NCBI's taxonomy places the organism in Eukaryota, Metazoa, Arthropoda, Malacostraca, Decapoda, Palaemonidae. Bases 32 to 607 code for a protein of 191 amino acids. The transcript has 3 exons. The record is from RefSeq and is a predicted model, not a curated record.